Ambispora leptoticha is the source of this 2613-nucleotide messenger RNA. The record is from the annotation of a GenBank genome assembly. NCBI's taxonomy places the organism in Eukaryota, Fungi, Glomeromycota, Glomeromycetes, Archaeosporales, Ambisporaceae.
AUGAACUAUGAAAUAACAAGCGACGUAAUCACAGUGACACUUUCCGAUGGCAACUCGUUUGAGCCAAGUGAUCCAGCACCCGAGGAAGGCGUAGUAAGCUAUUUUCGCCUCGUUAAAAGAAAUGAUCCGUCAGAUCUGGUUUGGCGUCACAAGCUCGGCGAGGGCUUGGUAUUAUUGUUGAACGAGAAGAAGGGAACCAACAUUGAACUACCAAAGAAAUUAAAAGCGUUUCCGCGUGGAUAUGUUCUUUACGAGCACUAUAAAGUGACGGAGAAAUCAGAGAAAUCCGAGAGACAUGAUAAAUAUCUAUAUGGAUUCGGUGAGAAACGUUUUCGGUCACCAAACGAAUUUGUUCCACACUUAUACUGGCUAGCAACGAACCGGGAAGGAAAAUGCCUGUGCAAAAUCUGCACAGGCGCAACACUAACGCCACAAUUGGUGGAAAUGAGUAGAAUCAGUGGCAAAAACACCACAGAACCAAAAAGAGUAGUCAAAACUACAAAGGGAAGAUCUGUAUUGCACAUUAAAGCCCCUUUAUUUCGAGUUGGUGAGAUUAUAUGGUUCAAUAUAUGCCAAGCAUCCGACUACAAAUUAGCAUCAUUUGGAGGCAUUAUUGAUUUCAACAACAGUAAUAUUAAAAAAAACUCGCAUCUAACAAAAUACUGGCCGUGUGUUGUACAUCGUGUCCAGAAGCGAAACAUCGAAAACAGUUAUGACUUCGAAUUUCGAUAUACAAUAAGGCUUUUGGCGUUGUCACUUAAUGAGGCUGUACCGGAAAGGGCACUUCGUCCUUGGACAUCCCAUCAACCGCAAGUUCCAACCAGCAUAUUUACAAGCACAAAAUCAAAAAAUGAUAUAAUCGAAACGAGUCGUGACACGCUUAAUGGGUUCAUUCAAGCUUAUAAAAACGCCCUCUCCACAGCCCAACAGAUCGUACAAUCAUAUUACCCGAUGAAACCCUAUUCUUAUUCAGAGUCACAAGAAGGAUUAAACAAUGAUGAUGUCAAUGACACAGAUAGAACGUACAUGAGACAAAUGAGCGCUUUUCCUCAUUUUCGUGAAAUUUUCGUUGGGGUAGAGAAGAUCCGCGAAUUUGACUUUUUACGACUUUAUUCUGAUAAUGUUCAGCCAUCAGCUUCCGCAGCAAGCACCUCUUUUUCCACGUCAAAAGACGAAUAUAGUAGCAAAAAGGACAAUUAUUUUAUGGUGUCGACCAUAUUUUAUAAUCACGAGAAAGGAAUACAGUUUACUGGGGAUUUAUAUGAAAUGGCUGAACCUAUUAUAAAUAAUCCUCAGUACAUAGAGGAUUUCCAAUGGAUACCAUUGAAUGAACAAUAUGAGGAAUAUACAAUUGAUUUAUCAGACGUUAUGGGACGUUUUUAUGUGUCUUUUCCACAUUUAAACCAUCCAAUGUCUAUACACCAUAACUACAUGAAAACUGAAAACGAACGAAAUAAAUUGCUAGAUCCUGACGCACCACCACUUCAUUCUCAGCUUGAAAACGAGAAUCUCAAUGCUGAAAUAGAUCGUCUAAUGGUGAAAUCACUUUAUUCUAAAGUUCGUGAGAAGCACUCUAUACAAGUUCUUCAAUCAAGUCAGAGCAGCAAAAGACACAAGAUCAACAGUGACUCUAAUAAAGGUGUAGCAAAAGAACCCAGUGGUAAAUCGUUUGAGGAGGCCUUGGUGAUUGACAGUGAUUCCUCUGACGAAAACACGGAUAUAUAUCAUAUGCCAAGGAAGAGUAAUACAUCGACAAGAUCUGUCCUAAAAGAUUCAAUUGCAAUUGAAGAUAAUGUUAAUUCUGGGAAGAGUAUUAGUUGGAGAAGCAAGAUCAUGUGGCCAAAGUCUCCCGAUGGAAGAACUUUGCUUGCGGCGCCUGACUUGAAUUUACAAAUACCUCCGGAAAUGAAUUGGAAUUUUGGUCUUGAAAUUAGAACAAUUUCAUUUCCAAUAGUCUCUAAUCGAAAUUGUAAUAUCUUUGAACAUUUUCCGCAAGAUUUGACCAUAUCGGCCAUCUCAAAUCUCGAUCCAUUUGAAGAUUAUCAUCAGACAAUGGGAGAUUUAGUUCAAUUCUGUUUGGAUCCAGAUGUUCCUUUUCCGUCAGUAAAUCGUCUUCACUUUAAUACGCUAGCAAAAAUACUGUUCGCGAAUAAGAUAUCUGUAGUGGCUCUUCCUGAAAAUCUCAUGAUCUUACUAAAGUCGGAUGACGGCUCCAACAUUAUUGGUCUUUGUUCUCCAGUCACCAACGACGACGACGUUAAUGCUUACAAUAAUCGUGAUACCAUCACUAAUAAACAUUCGGCAUUAACUCGCAUAAAAUGCAUAAACAUAAAAUCCCGGCAAACGGUCACAAUUGACAUGUCAAACGUGACAACUUUCGUGGAUUUAUUUCACGAGUUAAGUGAGGCAUACAACGUGUCUUUACAUAGUACAUCUCCCGAAGACAUUCGCUUGAGAUUUUUCGACAAAAACCAGGAAUUAUAUCUAAUUCUUUCGACGUCGUCCUCACCUCAUGAAGCUUAUGGAGAUGCCAUUUUUGGACGAAAUACAAAGUAUACUCAUUCUCUGGAUUUUGUUAAACAGCACGCUACGACGCUGAUGUUCGAGUUAUGA